Schizophyllum commune H4-8 is the source of this 669-nucleotide messenger RNA. RefSeq lists its product as uncharacterized. NCBI's taxonomy places the organism in Eukaryota, Fungi, Basidiomycota, Agaricomycetes, Agaricales, Schizophyllaceae. The transcript has 5 exons. Bases 249 to 524 code for a protein of 91 amino acids. The record is from RefSeq and is a predicted model, not a curated record.
UGUUGCAUUAGCGAAAAGGUGACUACGAGUCUUCCGUCCGCUGUAAGCGCUUCCAUCCCUUCAUGUGACACUCCAGCAGAACCCCGGUCAACAAUUCAACAUGUCGCGACUUGAAGGUCCACGCAGUGUGCGCCGUCCGUAGUCAUGGUUGGAACGCGAGCCGAGGAUGUAGAGUGACCCAAAUGCUUUCGAAGGGCAUAACAGGCUGUCUAGAUGAUGAGGAAAACGAAAGCGACUAAGGCAACGACAUGCUGAGACUCAGACAUAUGGAAGGUCGAGCGGUUGUCGAGCGGACCGAAAAUGUUGACAGAGAUCGUGAGGGUGCGUGCUGCGUGCGCGAAGUCACAUUCAGCACGUCUCUGCCGCGCGCACAUCUCACGACGAACGCCGGGCUGCAUGAUAUUGAGGCUCUCAAUAGCUGCGGGAGUCGUUCAAGAUCGUCAAGGGGCUCUCCUAUGAGGACGAGGUCGCUCAUCCAGAAGCUGCGAUUCGAUUGGCGUCGUUUGACGCGGCGAGGACCCUGAUGAGGCUGCACUCCGGGACAAGCGUCUGCACGCCGUUUUCAUAAGCAAAAUAGACCCAAGCAACCGCAAACAGGAGGUACAUCGACAUGGCGGGACACCCUUCUCGGUCAACACUUCUUAAGUGCUCUUGCUCCUUCAUGUCCUU